Messenger RNA from Blastomyces gilchristii SLH14081, 4051 nucleotides. RefSeq names its product DUF1253 domain-containing protein. The coding region runs from base 1200 to 3395 and encodes 731 amino acids. Gene Ontology annotation, biological process: maturation of SSU-rRNA from tricistronic rRNA transcript (SSU-rRNA, 5.8S rRNA, LSU-rRNA). Gene Ontology annotation, molecular function: U3 snoRNA binding; rRNA binding. The transcript is spliced from 5 exons. The record is from RefSeq and is a predicted model, not a curated record. Gene Ontology annotation, cellular component: nucleolus; small-subunit processome. Lineage: Eukaryota; Fungi; Ascomycota; Eurotiomycetes; Onygenales; Ajellomycetaceae.
AAAAAAAAAAAAAAAAAAAAGAGAACAUACAAGUCAUUUUCAAUAUCAGCAGGGUCAACUUUUGGAGCCAAGGCGAGAGCAUUAAGAAGGAACUGUCCAAGCGCUGUAGAAGCGGGCGCUUCCUCAUCCAUCACUGAGUCGACGUAUCUCGAUACUCGAUCGAUCAUGCCCAAAACGUCCUCGAUGGCUUUUUCUAGGGCCUCAAUAUCUGUGAACAAAUUGGCAGUCCGAUUUUCACUGUCCCUUGCAGCAGCGAUCGCCUCCAAGCCAUUCUUCUCGGCGUCGCCGUAUCUGAUUUCAUAAGGAACGGGUAUGAAUGCAGCGCUGUCAGCGGCCCUUUCUGCUGUCACGCCAACAGGCGCUGAAAUGUACGUUCUAGUCUCAAUGUCCUUCCCAGGAACUGUAGAUACAGUUAGAUGUACGGCUGGGUGAGGCCAUGUUCCAUCACCUGAGCCGCCGUAGAAGUUCUGAAUGAGCGCGGAGAAGGUAUUCAGUUCUGAGGAUGUCGCGUACCAACCCACAAGAACUUCCUUGGGGUUAGCUUUCAAGUGUAGAGCAAGCAUUUGCUUCUGGUAUUCCAUAUCAACCUCGACUUGAUCGGUUGUUUCCGUGUGUCCUACGGCGAAACAGGAGCGAAUCUCAACUUCGGUGCCAUCCUCGGAUCGGGUUCCCAGAAGAGUACCGAUGACCCGCUCCUGGUCAGCAUUGCGACGAAGGGAAUGAUCGAGGAUAGAGAAAAUCGCCUAUUAGACGUAUUAGCAUGUUUAUAAUGAUUUUCGGUUUUCCCAGAGGGGUUCAUAUGCUUACUUGUGGUUGUAUCACAACGUUGAGAGGGGCGGUGGAGGGUUGAGUGCCAAUGGCUGCAGGGCCCAGAGGCCGCGAGAGAUGGAGGAACGAAUCGGUAUCAGCCAUGCUGGGCAGUUAUAUCUGUAAUUUGAUCCCACGUCACAGGCGUCACAAGCGUCAGUAUCGGCGGUGGGAGAGUCUUGUUGGCGUGGAGAAUUGCUAUUGCGGUCGUCAACAAAUGGGGCUCAAAUUGUGUGUGCGGACCCAAGAGGAGAUUUCACGCUAAGAUAAGAUAAGAUCCACCAAACACUCAACCAGAAAAUAUAUAUUUUUGGCUGGGGCGCAUUUCAUAGAGGAAAGCACAACAACAACGCAACACACGGUAAUAAAGCGUCAGAGUAACUUAUUUCGAGAUGGUCGCACCACGCGGAAGAGGUAGUAGGCCUUUCAAUUCUCGAGGCGCCAGAGGAGGCCGUGGAAGAGGGCAGCGCGGCGGCCGAAAGCCAAGAUUCGAAACCUCCAGGGUCGAAGAAGUUCACCAUGAAGCUUCCUCCGAUGGUGAAUCUGGCUUAUCUGAGGGCAAUGUAGAUGCAGAGGAUGAGGUAGAAUUAAUUGACGAGCUGUCUUCCGGCAGUGACGAUGACGACGAGGAAGACAAAAAGACAUCGAAGCCAUACAAUACACUAUUGCAGCUGUUCAACGCUGGCCAAGAUACCAAUGGGCCUGCUCGAAAAAGGCGGAAAGUCGAGCACAGCUCCAAGAAAACGGAGGUUCAGAUUAAAGAGCCGGAGGAGCUUGACGACGAAGCUGACUUGUCCGAGUCGGAAAUUGAGGAUGAUGAAGAGGACGAGGAUGCGGAAGGCAUUGCUGUGGAUGAAGGCGAAGCAGAAGAUUCCGGAGACGAGGAUGACGCAACGGAUCCAUUCGAAACCCACUUUUCAAACGUAGAUAGUUCAUUGCUAUUACAAAAGAUAAAUGUUAUCUCAACAAAAGGCUGGAAGACACAUAAAAAUGAACUUCCAGGAAAAUUCAGGCUCGUGCUCAGCCAUCCAGACACGGGUGGGGAUGCCGUGCAGCUUCCACCUCCCGCGCAUGGGCUACAAAGUUUGAAGCUGAAGCAAAAACUUGCCAACCAUGCGGGAGACCAUAUCGCUAAGUUUGAAAGCCUUACCUCGGGCCUUGUCCCUUACAUUUUCGGCUACCAGGACCUCCUAUUUGGGGCGCGAACGUUAUCCAACUCAGCAAAGUUCCGAGAUCUCUACUGCCUCCAUGUUCUAAACCACAUCCUUAAAACUCGAGACAGGGUGUUGAAAAACAAUUCCCGUUCACAAAAGGAACCUGACCAAGAUCUGGAACUGCGAGAUCAAGGCUUUACCCGCCCAAAGGUGUUGAUCAUUUUACCGACACGACAGGCAUGCGUGCGGGUUGUGGAGUCUAUUACUAAAUUAUACCAUGCAGAGCAGCAAGAAAAUAAAAGCAGGUUCUACGAUACCUUCUCUGCGGCUGACGAUAAAUCAUGGGAGGACAAACCCGACGACUUUCGAGAAUUGUUCGGUGGGAACGACGAUGACAUGUUCAGAUUAGGGCUAAAGUUCACUCGGAAAACCAUCAAGUACUUUUCCCAGUUCUACAAUUCCGAUAUUAUCCUGGCGAGUCCACUGGGUCUCCGGAUGGUUAUGGAUAAAGAGGAUGGUAAAAAGCAAGACUUUGAUUUCCUUUCAUCAAUCGAGGUGGCAGUUGUCGAUCAAGCAGAUGCCCUUCUAAUGCAGAACUGGGAACAUAUCGAAUACGUAUUUUCACACCUAAACCUUCAACCGAAGGAAUCUCACGGCUGUGAUUUCAGCCGCGUCCGCAACUGGUACCUGGAUGGCCAAGCCAAAUAUGUCCGCCAGACACUCGUCUUCUCAUCCUUCAUUACCCCUGAAAUAAACGCCCUCUUCUCGUCGCAGAUGCACAACACGGCUGGCAAAGUCAAAGUUACCCCAACAUAUGAAGGUGCCAUCCUAGACAUACCACUGCCCGUCCCCGUCAAGCAAACUUUCUCCCGCUUCAAUUCAACCUCGCCCGUGAAAGACCCCGACGACCGCUUCAAGUACUUUACCAGCGCAGUACUUUCAUCUCUCGUCCGCAGCUCGACCGGCAGCGGAGGAAAGCCUCAUGCAUCGGGUACCCUGAUCUUCAUCCCAUCCUACCUAGACUUCGUCCGUGUUCGCAACUACCUGGCAACCUCAUCACAGACAGAAAACCUCUCCUUUGGCGCGAUAUCGGAAUACACAUCUGUACGCGACGUGGCUCGCGCACGAACACAUUUCUUCAGUGGCCGCCACUCAGCCCUGCUCUACACGGAACGAACACACCAUUUCCGCCGCUAUCAAAUUCGCGGGGUGAAGAGGGUGAUUAUGUAUGGUGUCCCGGAGAACCCUGUUUUCUGGGGGGAGAUUGUGGGGUUCCUGGGCUUGGAUCCUGCAGGCACGGCGGAGGCAGCUGAGGGCGGGGUGCGGGCGUUGUUUUCGAAAUGGGAUGCUUUGAAGAUGGAGAGGAUUGUUGGGACGAAGAGGUUGGGGAAUAUGCUCAUGGAAAAGGGAGGGGAUACGUUUAGUUUUGUGUGAGACUGCCAUGUUUAACGGGACUAUGUUGUCCUACUCCUUAAGAGAGUACUUAUCAUAUACCCCUAUUCCGACCGAUCACUUUGCAUGACCUAUAGGGAAAUUCUUCCAGCUGUUCAUUGCCCUCUACUGUUUUUGCUAGAGAUAUAGAUUCUUACUAUUAGAAUAGUUAUCAACAUGUACUGUACAUUAGCCAUUUGUCUGGGAAUCUAUCCAAAAUAUCCAGUUCAAAUUCUCCGACUUCGGAUACUCCAACGGCUGGCAAGGUUUGUACUCCCCUCGGCUCUUCUUCUUUGCUUUUUAUUCCAAUCGGGACUAGAGGACCUCAAUUCCCCGCCUCUCACUUCACAAACCGAGGGGCCUAGACCGUGCGUCAAAGCGCAAUUCAGGAUGUUAACAACGUCCGAAUGACUUUUUUGUCCUCCCUCGAUGCCAUUAUAGCGAUGCUAUAUCUGAAAUUCCGCCUUGGAGCCUGCCGAAAUGGCGUGUGUAUCCCCUCGUAUACUGGGUAGGGCCGAAGGAUACAUUGGUCCCCUGCUCAUUCACAAUCGACUCUUUGCCGUGGUAUUUAUUAUCCUGUGGAAAUGAUGCUGCACACGAGAUUUAUAUAUCAUCUUCUACGGCCAAUUCCCCCCCCCCCCCCUCCCCCCCCUCCCCCC